CCAUGAAGGAACGCUCGGACAUCUUUUUGCUGCAGGACGAAUACGAGGACCUCACCCCAGAGCAGAACCGAAGCAGCCGACCAUGCAGAACCACGGGGUGUCGCUGGUUAGCGACCUAUUUCCGUGCUAACGCGAGGGCGCCUUCCCCGUGCGACGACUUUUACGGCUACGUCUGCAGCGACCGUCAAAGAUCUCUGUACCAGGACGGCGUCUCCAGGCCGAUGCGCGCCAUGGCCCCGCACCUCGCUGGGUCCAGGGACGGCGAACCAUUGGCCCACAUCUCGCUCUUUAACCACUGCAUCAACGGCACAGCCGUACAUUUCGAACCGUCCGCUGUGAUUGACUUGACUGAGGGAGCAAGCUGUCCGGCACGGAUUCCUCCGGGUCCACGACGUGCUUCAGACUCUUUCUUUCGCAACAAUCCAAAUGCCACAGUCGCUGAUUUUAGAGACUUCAUUAGAAGAAUUGCGCCCGGAGCGCGAAUGGACAACACAAUCAUCGAAGAGGAGCAAGCCACCAGUUCGCUUCCAGCGAAGUGGUUGUCCGCGAUUGCCCUCUGGGUGGUUCGCUCUGCGAGAUGUCACUUGGAGUUCUCUCUGCGGAGAGCUCUCGAGAAAGGACGCCUUUACGAAGACCUAUGACAACUGCUCUACUUUGCACCCCUCAUGGGUUCUCAGAUUAUUUCCCUAUAUUCCAAUUAUUUGUCGCACACGUGGUUCAGCCUUGACAUGGGGAGCGGCCCGAUUUUACACCUGGUAUUACUCAAGAGAGCGAGACACCAUCGGGACGGCGAAGCAAUCGACGAUUUUGAUUUUUUUUUCUUCUACAAUUUAAAUUUUGUAAUAGAAACUACAAGUUGGUUCAAACGUGCUGACUCGGGGCACUCUCUAAUACUCUUUAUACGCAUCUUUACACUGUUUAACUAAAUUGGAAACGUCAUGCAAACAAUCGCA
Ixodes scapularis (black-legged tick) is the source of this 953-nucleotide messenger RNA. RefSeq lists its product as uncharacterized. Lineage: Eukaryota; Metazoa; Arthropoda; Arachnida; Ixodida; Ixodidae. The transcript has 5 exons. The record is from RefSeq and is a predicted model, not a curated record. Bases 3 to 641 code for a protein of 212 amino acids.